This is a messenger RNA of Dichomitus squalens LYAD-421 SS1, 4461 nucleotides long. Its product is annotated as Sec63-domain-containing protein. The record is from RefSeq and is a predicted model, not a curated record. Gene Ontology annotation, molecular function: nucleic acid binding; ATP binding. NCBI's taxonomy places the organism in Eukaryota, Fungi, Basidiomycota, Agaricomycetes, Polyporales, Polyporaceae. The transcript is spliced from 18 exons. The coding region runs from base 1 to 4461 and encodes 1486 amino acids.
AUGGUUGGGUUCGACAACAUCGAGUUGUCCAUGGAAUUGCUCGAGAACCGUCAUGAGGUGGCUCAACAACUCUCUGAGUAUCUGCAAGGCGGAAACCAGGCCGCCGAGCCCGUGCGCGUGAGUGGUUACGGUGAAGAACGAAAACGAGAAGAGCUGUUCACUGUAACCGGUAUCCUAGAUCCUGGAGAGGCCAGGAGACGAAUGGAGGAGACUUUGCGUGCGAAUGCUGAGCGUCCGCUGUUCAGCGGUACUGCGCACACGGCUCCGGAGGUACUGCCCCACGUGUAUACCUCUUCUUCCAUCAUGCAGGGGAACAUGUUAUCGCAUACUGGACAACGCUACAUGCUACCCAUUGGGACAACCCGAGUAGCGCACGAGGAAUACGAGGAGGUUACAGUACCCCCAGCGAAAGUCGUUCCUCCACGGGCAUCGGAACGACUUAUAUCUGUAGCUGAAUUGGACCCUCUGGCGAAAGGGUCGUUUCCGGGUUACACCUCACUCAACAGAAUCCAGUCCAUCGUGUACCCCACUGCAUACCAGUCAAAUGAGAACAUGCUCGUCUGUGUGGUCCAGGGUAAAACUGAUGUUGCGAUGCUCACAGUGCUCCGAGUCAUCAGCCAACAUCUUAAGCAGUUGGCGCCACAUGGCAACAUGGCAGCUGCCGUUGCGCGGGAUAACUUCAAGAUUAUCUAUGUCGCACCCAUGAAGGCUCUUGCAGCGGAGAUAACGCGCAAGCUAGGCAGGCGACUGAAGUGGUUGUCGAUCUCUGUGCGCGAACUUACGGGUGAUAUGCAGCUCACAAAGCAGCAGAUCAACGAGACGCAGAUCAUCGUCACCACUCCUGAGAAGUGGGAUGUUGUCACUCGGAAGCCUACUGGAGAAGGAGAGCUUGCCUCGAAAGUCAAGUUGCUCAUCAUUGACGAGGUCCAUCUUCUUAACGACGAGCGUGGUGCUGUCAUUGAAACCAUUGUUGCUCGUACGUUGCGGCAGGUCGAGUCCUCGCAAUCAGUUAUUCGGAUUGUCGGCCUUAGUGCAACACUACCUAAUUACAUUGACGUCGCGGAUUUCCUGAGCGUCAAUCGUCACACCGGACUAUUCUACUUUGAUUCAUCCUUCCGUCCCGUGCCCUUAGAGCAACACUUCAUUGGUGUAAAGGGGAAGCCCAACAGCCCUACGGCGAAGAAGAACAUGGACAAGGUCGUCUAUGACAAGGUUUCGGAGCUUGUCCACGAGGGCCACCAGGUGAUGGUGUUUGUCCACGCGAGAAAGGAAACCGUGAAGGCAGCUGAGGCUAUCCGAGAAGAGGCGCAGCUUGAUGGGACGCUGGAAGAGUUCAGCUGCCAGGAGCACCCGCAGUUUGAGUACUUCCGGAGGGACAUCGCGAAGUCAAGGAACAAGGAGAUGAAGCAGCUCUUCGACCUUGGCUUUGGUAUACACCAUGCCGGUAUGUUGCGCGAGGACCGGAACAUGAUGGAAAGGAUGUUCGAAGCACGGGCGAUCAAGGUACUCUGUUGUACGGCGACGCUGGCGUGGGGUGUCAAUCUGCCUGCGCAUGCUGUCAUCAUCAAGGGAACGCAAGUGUACGACAGCUCGAAAGGUGCCUUCACCGAUCUCUCCGUCCUUGACGUCCUGCAAGUCUUCGGACGAGCCGGACGGCCGGGUCUAGAGUCGAGCGGUGUGGGCUACAUUUGCACAAACGAGGAGAAGCUUUCACACUAUCUCGAUGCCGUGACAUCUCAAGUGCCGAUUGAGUCCAGGUUCGUCGCAGGCAUGGUCGACGCCCUAAAUGCAGAAAUAGCAUUGGGCACAGUCGCGAACGUGCAUGAUGCGGUACAGUGGCUCAGCUACACGUACUUGUUCGUGCGCAUGAAGAAGAGUCCCUUUCAAUACGGCAUGCCCUGGGAUGAAGUAGCAAACGAUCCAACACUCGGUGCUAAGCGGAAUUCAUUGAUCACUGCGGCGGCGUCCCAGCUAGCAGAGGCCCGCAUGAUCGCUUUUGACCGUGGCACCGGAAGCUUGGUUAUCACUGACCUCGGACGAAUCGCCGCCAAAUACUACAUCCGGCACAAAUCGGUCGAAAUCUUCAUCAAACAGUUUAGAGAGAAGAUGACUGAGGCGGACGUCUUGGCCAUGCUGUGUGACAGCACAGAGUUUGACCAGAUCCAAGUCAGGGAGAACGAGGUGGAAGAACUGAAGGCGUUUAUGGAAGAGAUACCGUGCAAAGUCAAGGGCGGGACUGAUACCAGCGCGGGGAAAGUCAACAUCCUUUUACAAGCAUACAUCUCCCGCUUCCGACCAGAGGACUUCGCACUUGUCUCUGACCAGGCAUAUGCCGCCCAAAAUGGUGGCCGUAUCGCGCGUGGUCUCCUCGAAAUCGCCAUCUCGCGCAAAUGGGCCAAUGCGGCUUCUGUCCUCAUGGGUAUCAGUAAAGCCAUCGAGAAGCGUCUAUGGCCAUUCGACCACCCACUCAAGCAGUUUGAGGGUCUGAAGGCUGAGGUACUGCACAAUCUUCAGCGCUGGGCGGACGAGUACGACGUCGCCGAACUGGCGGAAAUGAGUUCCGAGGAGCUAGGAAAGCUCAUCCACCUGAACCAGAAGCAUGGGGAGGCCGUGCGGAACGCCGCCAAGCAAUUCCCAGCUGUCCACAUAACCUACAGCCUACGUCCCCUUGGCCCAGACGUCCUGAAAAUCGCUGUCAAAGUCGAACGCAAGUAUAAUUGGAGCAGCAAGGUUCACGGUUCAGUGGAACCAUUUUGGCUAUGGGUGGAGGACCACGAGGGGACGAACAUCCUACAGCUUUCGCACCUGGUAUUCCGACAGACAGCGACCUUUGUAGACGUCGACUUUGUCAUCUCGGUUAAUAAGGAUAAACCUCCGCCCUCCGUCACUAUACGGUACGUCUCGGACCGAUGGGUUGGGGCCGAGCAGGAGACCGUGGCUUCCUUCGAGGACCUCAUCAUGCCGGCCUCUUCUGAAUCGCAUACGCCUCGGCUCGACAUUCCAUUCCUCCCUCUUUCCGUGAUCGGGAAUCCGGCUCUUCAGGAGGCAUUCUCUCACAGAGUGCAUGGCUUGAACGCGAUCCAAAGCCAAGUCUUCUGGAGUGUCGUCCGUACACGAUCACAUGCAUUGCUCUGUGCACCCACCGGUUGCGGCAAAUCUGUGAUCGGCCAACUGGCAGUGUGGGAAACUCUUCUCAAUUCACCGAACGACGCAUGGGCUCUGGUCGUGGCGCCGCGAAGAAGCGUCGCCCUCGACCUUCGAGCCGAAUUGCACUCAGCAACGAGGGCAACAGAGACUUCUGUCGAGCUUGCCGGAGCAGACCAUCUCUUCGACGGACCCUCGCGGCGGACUGUCAGGGUGGUCACCGCACCAGACCUUUUCUCGGCGAUGACCCGGCGCCCGAACGCCAAGCAGGCUCUAUCUCGGCUGCGCCUGGUGCUCUGCGAGAGUCUGGAGCUGCUCGAUGCCGUAUACGAGCUGGGCGUGUCGCUACUGCUGCACGCAACGCAAGCGUACCCCGUCCGCUUCGUCGGCCUGUCCAACUCCCUCAACGACCCGACCGACCUCGCGGCAUGGCUCAGCGUCGACCCACUCGCCCUGCACAGUUUCAGGCCGAGCGACCGCGACCAGGCGCUCGCCGUCAUCAUGCACACGUUCACGAUCCCGCAGUCGGCGGCGCUGUUCAAGGCCAUGGCCAAGCCCGCACAUGCAGCGAUCCGCGCCGCCCCAGGAGAACCCGCCAUCGUGUUCGUGCCCUCGCGCAACCAGUGCGUCCCCGUCGCGCUCGACCUGAUCACGCAGUGCGCGCUCGAGAUGCUCGCGCAGGGCUAUCUCCCGGACGACGUCUCGAUCGAACGGCUGGAGCGCUACCUCUCACGGCUCCAGGACUACAACGGCCUGAAGGACUUCAUCACGCGCGGCGUUGGCUUUUUCCAUGCCGGCAUCGCGCAGCCCGACCGGCUUCUGAUGCUCGAGCUGUACGCCGAGGGGCUCAUCCGGGUGCUCAUCGUACCACGCGACGCGUGCUGGACGCUCCCCGUGCGGGCGGUCACCGUCGUGGUGAUGGGCACGCAGUACUUCUACGUGCCGCCCGGGAGCGACGAGCGCCAGCUGCGCGACUACCCGCUCGAGGAGAUCGUCCGGAUGCAGAGCAAGGCGGUCCGACAUAACGGUGCGGGCCGGUUCUACCUGCUCUGCCAGGCGGAGGGCAAGGACACGAUCACCCGAUUCCUGAACGACGGGCUGCCGCUCGAGUCGAAGCUGCUCGAGACGGAGACGCUGCGGGCUUGGUACAAGGACAGGCGGAAGGAUGGGGCCAUCGCCGACAAGCAGCAGGGGGUCGACGCGCUGUCUUUCACGUUCUUGGCGCGACGCUUGGUGAGCAACCCGGCGUAUUACGAUGCGCGGUCGAUCGCCGUCAACGAGCUCCUCUCAAGGAUAGUGGAUAAGUUAGAGGCUUAG